AUGAUGAGAUGGAAAAAUUUUUCACUCAAAUUGAAAACAAUUGUUACAAGUGUUCGAGAGAGCUAUAUAAAAUUUUUAUUGAAAUAUUCGUGGUAUGUUAUCAUUUUUGUAAUGUUAAUUUCAUUAUGUUUAUCAGCUUAUGCAGCAUUAUUUUAUUACGAUACUUUCGCAUUCAAUCCAUCAAUUGGAUUUGAAACUCGCAAUACAUUAUUAUCAAAUGAACGAUUAGCAUUGGAUAAUUUGAUGGAAAGAGCUACGAGAAAAGAUUAUAUGAAAUCAAGAAGUAAGCGUGAGAUAAGCAAUAGUGAAAUACCACAAAAAGAUAAUAAUCAUCGAUUUGUUGACAACAAAGAUAUUAUUAUAAAUAAUGAAACAAAACUGGAAAUGCCACUUGCUGCAUGUCAACAAUAUUUCGUCCUUGGUACUAUAAUUCCAUAUGAAGUGAUUUUGUUAAUGUCAAAAUUAAUUUUCAAAGUACCAUCAUUCAAUAAUUUAUUUAAUAUGCGUACAAUGCAACGAUUAUGUGCCAUCGAUUCAAUUAUUGAUAGUGAAAUUAGUUUGAAUAAUUUAAAUGCAACAAAUCUAAAACGUUUACCAUUUUCUUUUAAUCUUCCAUAUUAUACAAUGUGUUUAAAUAUGGAUAAACCAUCAAAUUCAUGCUCGUUGCUUGAUUCUGAUUACAUUGAAAUGUUCAAAUCGCUUGUUUUAACAUGUCAAACUGAUGAGUCAGCAAUUCAAUGUCAAUUACCUAUUGCUAAACAACUUUCCAAUAUAAUUUUUCAAAAGAGUAAUGGUCCAAUCGAUGUUAAUAAACCAUUUUAUUUUGCUGUUGUUUUGCCGAUCAUUCAAUCAAAUGAUGGCUAUUCAAAUCUUCAUUUUUAUUCAAAUUUACUUGAAAAACUUCAACAAGAUUACAAUGAUAAUGAAUUGAAAUUAGUUGGAGCGCAAUUUGGUGUUAAAGAAGGAUUAUUUGUGGAAGAACUUCGAAGUGAUGUACGACUUGGUGUAAUUGCAAUUAUUUUGGUUGUACUUAUCAUACUGAUAUAUACUGAUAGCUUUUUUAUCACAUUUUGUAUCACUGCUAGCUUACUAUUAUCAAUUGGUGUCGCAUUCUUCGUUUAUACGGUAAUUCUUGGGAUUAAAUUUUUUCCAUUUUUAAAUUUACUUGCGAUGAUACUUGUUGUUGCUGUUGGUGCUGAUGAUGCUUUCCUCUUUGUGUAUCAAUAUAAGAAACAUAAAGCGGAUGCUAGAAAAAUCUGGUCACCAAUGUUAUUAAAUUGUGAUGCAAAUAAUACAAAGGAAGAAAAUUCUGAUAAGGAAGAGUUAAUGGAAUAUCAUCGUAAACAGGUGAUAUCAGGUUUAAAUGAUGCAUUAUCACAUAGUGCAAUUUCAAUGUUUGUCACAUCAGCAACCACUGCUGUCGCAUUUUUUGCUAAUCUUGCAUCAGAGAUUGUGGUUCUUAGAUGCUUUGGUAUAUACGCUGGUACAUUAAUGCUAAUCAAUUAUAUAUUAGUAAUUAUAAUAUUACCUGCUGCAAUUAUUGUCACUGAUACAGGUGUUAAAAUAUUUACCACUUCGAAAUUCUUUAUUUCAAAAUUAAAAUAUCGAAUUGCUUCAUUCUGGCAUAAUGCUGCAACAAAUUUUGAUAAAAUGUUUAAUAGAUUAAUUCCACAAAUUGUAUAUAUUAUUCGAUUACCACUAAUACUACUAACAUUUAUUGUAUUUGCACUAUCAAUUUAUGCAAUUGCUAAAAAACCUGGAAUUCGAUUACCGGAACGAAAUUCAAUUCAGUUUUUACGUUCAAAUCAUCCAUAUGAAUGGUUCGAUGAAAAUGCUGCGACAUUAUUUGAUUUUUCGAUUGGUCAACAGCCAAAAAUGAAUGUUGUUGCUGUUUGGGGCAUUAAGCCAACAACAACUGGAAGUUUGCUAAUUCCAAAUGAAAAAGGAACGCUUAAUGUGGAUAAUGGAUUUAUUGAUCUUUUGGCUAAUCAUCUUCUAGAAUUUCAGACUUUGCUUAAACAAAUUAGUUAUCAAACUAAUCCAAAAAUAGAACAGAAAUUAUGGUUGGAUGAAUUUAUUAAUUGGACAAAUUUGAAUACAACAACGGAAAGUUGCAAACUAUUUGCUGUAAACCAAUCUCAAUUAUCAACUCCAAUAUCAUUUUCCGGAAAUAUACUUUCACGUUGUUUCCUUCAAUACGGACGUGCAACAUCACUUCCAUCACUUGAUAAAUGGCAACAAAAAGAUACCGAUGGACCAAUAUUUGAUAACAACGACGUCUUUUUGGCGUAUUUCUUAUCAACACCUAGCAAAUAUAAUUUUUCAUCUGUUUUUAAAGAAAUGAAACCAUUUUUCGAUUUUAUUGAUAGCAUAAAAGUGGAACGAAGUGAAAUUUCAGAAUUUAAUGAACCAUUAAUGCUAACAGUAAGUGGUAUAGCAAGAUUGUAUGAUUUAUUGGAACGUAUACUGAAUGGUACUGCUAUUUCGGUAUUUAUUUCAUUGAUAGUUAGUAUGAUGGUUAUCAUUUUUAUCACUUUUAAUGUGAUCUUAUCAAUUUUGGCUAUCAUUUGUAUUGCUACAAUUGUUACUGUAACUGUUGCUAUUGUACUUUGGAUAGGUUGGACAGUUAAUGUUGUUGAAGCAACAAUAAUUGUACUAACAAUUGGUAUGAGUUUUGAUUACUGUCUUCAUUUUGCUGUUGGUUUUCGACUUCAUAAAACCAGUGAUUACAGUGUGAUUGCAUCUGCUGUUGGUAUUCCCGUACUUUUAUCAGCUAUUUCUUCAUUCAUUUCCGGAUUUGUUCUAAUCGGUGCAUCAACACAAGCAUUUUUUGAAAUUAGUGCAAACGGUUUGGUUAUUCGUGUUAAGCAUAUUAAAACACAUAAAGUAGCAGUAAUGAAAAUUGCAAUUAAUCCGGCAACAUCCGGUUCAAUUAAUUGGGAAUGGAAUAUAUUAGAAAAAAUUAUGAAUCCAAAAAAUAAGGAAGAUCGAACAAAACAUUUGGUACGACGAAUCGAUUAUGGUUAUACAUUUAAUAUGGAUAAAGAAAAUAUAAGUUAUAUUAUAAUGGAAUAUUUGCCAGGAAAUCCAGUUAGUAUAAUUGGUCUUUUAAAAGGUAAUCAACUUUUAUCAAAGGUAGCUGAAUUCGGUCUUCAACUUCUUAAGGCUGUGUAUGAUUUACAUUGUCUUGGCUAUAUUCAUCGUGAUAUAAAGCCAGAAAAUGUUGGACUUUAUAAUGAUAACAUUCUUGUCUUGUAUGAUCUUGGAUUAGCACGAUUUUAUACAAAUCAAAAUGGACAAGUACGAGAAUCACGAUGCUUAUGUGGUAUGCGUGGUACCGAUGAAUGGGCUAGUUUAUCAGCUGAAUUAGGAAGAGAUCAGGGACGAAUUGAUGAUCUUUGGGGAUGGUUUUAUGUUCUCAUCGAAUGGAUCAAUUGCGCUUCUAAAUAUCCUCUUUGUUGGGCACCUUUUGAUGAUUAUCCUGAUUUACGUCAUCUUUGUAAAUCAUCAAUAUUUCCUGCAAAAUAUGUUCUUCGAAAUUGUCCACCAGAAUUUUUCAAAAUACAAUGUUAUUUACGAUGUUUAAAUCGUGAUGAUUCACCGAACUAUUUCUAUUUGGCUACAUUAUUAGAUGAUGUUAAAAAGAGAGCAAAUGGUGCAAACCCUGUAAAAUUUUUACAACAAUCAUCAAAUAUUGAUAUUGAACGAGCUGAACGUUUGUCACAAUUAGAGCUUGAAUAUUUUUAA
Messenger RNA from Brugia malayi, 3747 nucleotides. RefSeq lists its product as uncharacterized. NCBI's taxonomy places the organism in Eukaryota, Metazoa, Nematoda, Chromadorea, Rhabditida, Onchocercidae. Gene Ontology annotation, molecular function: ATP binding; protein kinase activity. The record is from RefSeq and is a predicted model, not a curated record. The transcript has 24 exons. Gene Ontology annotation, cellular component: membrane. Bases 1 to 3747 code for a protein of 1248 amino acids. Gene Ontology annotation, biological process: protein phosphorylation.